AGUCUUUUAGGGAGCUCGUAUCGCCGGAAAAACUGAAAACCCCUACUUUCAAGCACGGUCCUUUCAUCGGCAUUCAUCUGCGAUAGUGUAGCGUUACACAUCCUUGCCGAUUUCUCAUUUAUGCUUCACUAUGCUUUUGUAGCUGCAUAUCUUACAGGUAGUGUGACGCAAUGCAGUGCUUUUCUCUGUGAUUGCCUAUUCAGGCUUGAGUUUGACUACAGUCCGAUACAGGUCAAUCACUGUAAGGGACAAGCAAUUCACUCAUCAUGGUAUGAUGGGGGAGUGCAGCAUAUUAUCUUCAGCUGUGCGUGCAGCUCAGGUGAUGGUUCCGAAGGACCGUUUUCCACGUACGAUGAGCCAUUCUCCCUGACGCGGAAGCAAACAAGUACCGGCUGUCAAGCCGAUAAAAUAUUAUAUCUCAGAAAGGUGUGAUGUUCCAAUAUCUGAUACAGGUUCAAUGACACUAGCAUACGUCCUUACCCUUGGAUGGUCAUUACGACCGGCUAUAGCUAUGUGACGGCUAGAAAAACAGGUACUACUUAUGUGCUGCAACCACACCGAUGUGACAAAUCAAUAUCAAGAGCAUCGUAUCAAAAGGAGAAGAGCCG
This is a messenger RNA of Laetiporus sulphureus 93-53, 608 nucleotides long. RefSeq lists its product as uncharacterized. The record is from RefSeq and is a predicted model, not a curated record. Lineage: Eukaryota; Fungi; Basidiomycota; Agaricomycetes; Polyporales; Laetiporaceae. The transcript has a single exon. Bases 121 to 432 code for a protein of 103 amino acids.